CGUAAAACACCAUGGGAGCCCGUCGUGCAUCACAAGACGGCAGUUAUUUUCAUGUAUUUUAUGUGCUGAGCAUUCAUUGCUCAAACGGUGUCUGGAUGUACGAGUUGUGGUGAAUAAACAAUGCCCUUUUAGCUCACAGGUAACAUUGCUGUAAAUGAGAUAAUCGGUUUUGCAAACCACAGAAAAACUCUUUGAGUUUUAACCAUGUUGUUACUUUGUUCAGUGACAGUGAGAACGAAGAAAACAGAAUGCUAAAAUUGCAUGAUCAGCGGAAGUGUUCAUUAGGAAUUGCCGAGAGAACAAAAAUGGUCACCGAAUAAACUUUCUAUGCUGAGUGGUGACUCGUCUAUGUAGUGAAACCACAGUGUGCCAGCUACACCACGGUCAGCACACACUGUCUUCUUGCGGGGAAGGUCGCGAGCCUCCAACGGCGGAAAAGUGUUGGGGGGACACGGUAAGCAGAAAAUGUGUCGGAGUGUUUGUAAACGAUUUCUUGCUUGCAGUUCCAGUACAUGCACUGGACGGACAACAUGAUCAUGUGUGUGUAUUUGUCACUGCAUGGUGUCCUCCUAAAGCAACACUGACUUCAAGCUUCAUGUUCUCGUCUUAGUCACGCUAUGGUAGUCAUUUAAACUCGGUCAAAUACACCACAGCACAGGUACAUGUGGAGAGGAAACUCAUUCUCAACGAAUUCAAUUCUUCCGUUUGGCUGACUCUUUUUUGUGUGUUUACCAUUCUACUUCAAAGCAAACAUGUGAUUGUGUUGACAAAACAGCUCUGUUUUAUUCAAGCAGUGGAUAAUCACUCGUUACUCGGUGUUGACUCAAAUGAAUUGCUCGUUCUCGUAGUCAGUUAUGGAGUGAAAUUUGUUGGACGAAGUUCAGUUUGGUUUUCCCUCUGAUGAGCGAAUAAUCUGAUGACUUUAGGAAUUGUUCGUUCUCGCAUAAGAAGAGAGGGACAUGAUGUCAAUGAGCAGACACUUUUCUAUCAUGGAUCGUGAUGACAGUAACUUUGUUGUGACCAGAAAGUCACAGCACUGGGACCGGCGGAAAGCAUGGAUAUGUUUGUUCGUCUGGCCGUGUAUACUUAUUUGUCUUGCUGGUGGGGCGGGGAGCUAUGAUCCUCGACCACGCUUUCCACACAUCAACAGACGAGGUAUUCUUCCUGCAUUAAUGGGAAAAAACCAAGAACCCAUGAAGGUUGAUAAUAAAGGUGCUCAUCAGGCGGUGGCGCAACCACCUAAGAUGGCCCCCCCAAGAAAUCCAAAUGUACCCCACCCGGGACGAAGAGUCCCCCCAGAACAGCCGAGGGUUCGCUACGAUCAUGUACUAACAAGAAACUCGGAAGAGACACGAUACAAAUGGACAGAAAACCAGCGAGCGUUCUUUGCGUGCCCCAAGGACACCUUUAUCGGGGAGAUCUCGUACCGUUUUGACGCAGUCCAGUCUCAACUCGUCAAACCCUUUGGAUGGGGAUCAGGCGGUUCGGUCUACUCGGUCCGAGACAAGUUCAAGAAAUUACUCUCCCCAGAAAAAGAAACCAUAUCGCUUUUACGGCAACCGCGCAACAGUGACGGACCAAAGCAAGCAGACGCUUUUAAAAACUUAGUAAAUCCGCCAAUAGCCCAGUCCCCUCUCACCGAAACCGGUUGCGAUCCAAUCCUCUACUGUCUUGGACACCAAGCUUGUCUGUUUAAAAUUACUGUGGAUCUUUGUGCGUGCGAUCCUGUACCGGGCAAGCGGAAAAUGUUCUUCAUAAAUGUACGAUGUGUCAAAGACAGUUCGUUGUCCAUGUAUUUAUGGAGACAGGAGGAGGAAACAUUGAAGAAGGAGAUGGAUCAGGUAGUUUACAUCGUUCAUGAUGACAAGACGUCAAACAAACAAGUUGCUCAGCUACAUAUCAACAAAAUGACAGAGGAAGAGAUUUUUGGUGUCAACUGUCCGAAGCCCAGUCAAGUCCUACAGCACGGGUACGGAGGUUGGUGUACAUUAAAUCCACCACCACAAAUAGAGAUAGCAAAUUACUUAUGGAGUACCAUUGGAAGGGUUCCUGACAAGGCGUGUCGACAGGAGCUUAUUGAUGCGUAUUGCGCUUAUCAUUAUAACACCAGCGGUGGAUGCAUCCCACCAUCCUUCAUUGAUAUGCCUGAGAGUGGCCGUUCAUUGAAGCCUGGAGAGAUGCCGUUCAGCUUCAGAGCACUUCCUAAAACAGGCAAUCGGCCAGACAUGACUAAACAUGACAAAGCUCUAGGUGAUUCCAAAAUAAGUCUGAUUCCUGUCAAGAUAGGCUUCCUAAUACUGGCUCACAAUAAUCCAGAUGCAGUGGGACAGCUUCUCAAGGCAGUUUACAGACCCUACUUCUAUUAUGUCAUUCAUGUUGACUAUCGAGCUGAUGAUGUCAGAGAGGCGCUGAUUGAAAAGGCAAACAGACUGGGAUUCACUGCUCAGAAUAUCCGUGUCAUCCCUAAAGAGCGUUCGUUUGUCGCCUCGUGGGGUUCUUACGACAUUGUCAGAGCUGAACUUGAAGGAUUUGAAGAGCUGCUUAGGAUGGGCGCAUGGGAUUUCGUCAUUAACCUGAGCGGAUCAGAUCUUCCUAUCAGAGAUGUGGAUGAUGUAGCAGCCAUGUUGGCAUCAGCACGAGGUUUUAACUUUAUGAGACAGAACGGGAAUUGGAACGAUCGAUCUGACAAGCCGACAGAUUUCACCGUGUGGUACGGAUGUGGCGGCCAUGUUUACAAUGUCUCCAUGCGUGGAAGGCGGCCAUCUUGGACCGACAUGCAUAGUACCUCGCAGUGGGGCGUCUUUUCAAGGGAUUUCGUCGAGCUAGUCGUCGGACACAACCGCGGUGAUAAGAUGGACAGCAUUCAGUUCUUUUGUAUGACAAGCAUCAUUCCGGAUGAAUCAUUCAUGGCUUCCAUGCUUAAGAUAUCUCAGUACAAGGACACUUACAUCCACAACAACCUUCAUCAUUUGAAAUCAUUUGCUCGUAAGGACGACCGUGGGUUCUGCCGUCAUACUGAAGAUAUUGACUUUUGUGGACAGGGUCCAGGAACAUUUGAAGUCGAGGACAUCGACACGAUCGGACAUCUCGCGCAUAAUCUCUUCUUUGCGCGGAAGUUUGACGGUGCCGUAACCAAUCCUGUCCGCCUCUACGCCCUGGAGCUAAGCUCUGGAAAGUACUACAGUGAUCUCCGCAAGAAGUACAUCUCUGAAGGAUUUCUGAGGCAGCUAGUUAGCCUAGCUUUAGAGUCGGAGUAUGGUACCCUGUACCACAAAGAGGUAGAGGUUGAAGAACUUCUCAAGUUACGGAUCUUUCCGCAAGUCCUUCCGAUGGAUCCGUGCUGCUCUCCGGUCUACAACACCAAGAACCGCAUCGCUAAGGAUAUGCGCUACUGGAUUGACUUCUCUGUGGUGGAGCUAAAAUCUUCAGAGAGAAGAGUGUUAAGAGCUUCCUUUGUGCCUCAAAGUCGAACUCAGUGUUUUAGCCGUGGACACAUCAAAGGGCUGUAUCUGACGACCAAACCAGAAGGAUCAGGGAAGACCCAGGUAAAGGGUGGAAUCCGUCUUCCAGUGGAGGAGGCAGGCUCAGCUACCCUCUUCAUGGCUUCACAUAUCAACAUCAAUGAGAACAUCUUAGGAGCACCAGCUUGCAACGAGGUGGAAGGAUUGCCUGACGACAGUUUUGAAGGUCGCUCCCCGGAUAGUUUCUCCUAUGCUUCCUUCCCCACCAAGCCUGACGGCAAGAAGCUUCACUUCAACGCCAGCCUGGUGGACCCUCAGGGGGAGAUCAAGUGCCUGGUGGAGGUCAUUAUAUCAUGGAAGCCUCCUCAGACAUCAACACAGAAGUCAGAUACCCUGCGCUACAUGAACACCCUCAACUGUGGCCCAUUAGAGCCUGGCCUGUGGACGCUGGUUCUCUUCCAGCGAGGAGUCAAGGAACCAUUCCCAUACACAGUACAGCUUGUAUUGAGAGAGGCCAGACCACAAGGAUGGUUGGACUUCAAGAAUCAGGAAUCAAAAGAUGAGCUUCAUGGAAUCUGGAUGACUGAAGAGAUCAAAGAGCUGACCGAGUCUGAAAUCUCAGAGGGCAACUAUCAAGUUCAUCGAUCGCCGAACAGUAACGAGCACGGGAAUGGUAUUGUGGCAGUCCCCGGCAACAGCAACGUCGGCGCCGUCAACGAACGCUUCGAUCAGUUCGGGAAGGAGGGGGACUACAAUAAGGCGAAUGGUGAGCGGGAGGUCGGCGCUGACGGUAACUCCCUGGAGAAGAUCCCCCACAAGAACCAGGCGGACGACAGUAGCGAUGUCAGGGAUGGUGACGGAGCAGCGUACCAGGAACGGGUCUUCGCCGCCCAAGGGGAAGACAUUGAUGGUAUGCGUGGGAUGCACAAACGACACGGACAUCUUAAUGGGAUUAGAGCGCCCCCACAGGAGGGACAACAAAACGUUGACUCUGUUAAGAGCCUUAGAGCUCAUAUUAAGGAGGGGGAAGGGGUGAUGAGGCCCCAUAUUAACCCCGAUCAAGCUGUGAAUAAAAAAUUACGAUCUGUGGAUGGAAAAGACAUUCUAGGAAGAAACAUUAAAAAUGAUCUCAGCUUGCACGUACAACAUGGAGACAGCGGUACAAUUUUUAAAUUACCCACUUUUCUAAGAAAACAGUCACCUGCAGUUACAUUUUUGGAGUUCCUUGUUAUAUCUGCAUUUAUUUUUGUUUUUAUAAAAGGGGUUUUAGUUCCUCUACAUGUCGUCAAGCGAGGGAGCGGCGGUAUCAAAUCCUUCGGCACAUUCCUAAUAGUCAUCACGCUAAUUCAAUUCAGUAUUUAUCUCAUAUUCACCAUGACAGUAGCCAGCUAGUACACGAGGUAGACCCCCCCCCCUUGACCUUUUGACCCCACCCGUCCUUUCCAACACCACCAUGGCCUCCUUGUACAGCAGGUUUUGUACUCGUUGUAAUUGCCUCAUUUGACGUCACGUGCAACAAAAAUCGUGAGAUGCAAUUUCCCAGUUGCUAUAACUCAUUUUCUCAAAGCUGCAUUCCAUAUUUUUGAAAACAAAUGCAUCAACAAAUUAAUAUAUGAACAGAUUUUUAGAGUCCCUAGAUUUGUGGGUGUUUUUUUUUUUUUUUAAUAAAUGAAAUUGCCAUAGAAGUCUUAUAUAAUGUUUCAAGAAAGCCUUUUGUUAAACGAGAGGUAUACUAAAUGCAAUGAGUUUUGUAAAGGUAAUUAAGGUGUUAACUUAAUAAUAAACGAGACUGGGUUACUAGAUCUCUACUCUGAGGAAACCAGUCUCAAAUCUACUUACAGACAACGAAAAGGUCACCAAGGCAAAUAGUGCUUAGUUAAGUCUUCAACGAAAGCUACUUACAUUUAUCAGAGCUUAACAUUUAACCCACAAAUGAAAUUAUUUGAAUUUUUGUUUGACGUUACACAGAUGAUUGUUAUGCACUUUAAUUUUCCCACCAAAUUCUGAUGAUAACUACUAUUAUUUUAUUUUUGUUUUAAUAUCAGUUUAAUUUUGUAGCAAUUGUAUUGUAAAAUGAAUACCAUCAAAGUGUCAAAAAGAAUGUGCCAAUUGACUUCUACAAAUUUAUUGGAAUCUUAAGUGUUUAAUUUCUACUACUUCCAAGGUGCACAAGUACACGACAACAGUUGUGUAUUUAUUACAAAAUUGUAUCUGAGACUAUUUUGGUGUAAUGUUUGUAUAAAGUCACAUUUGUAACCCGAGAUCCAAAUACUCGAACGUGUCCAGACCCACAUUUGACCAGUAAUGUAUAUAAGGAUGGUACACUGUGUUAUUAUCGCAGCGUUAACCUGCUUAAUUCCCUCAAGGACUGGUGUUAACCUGCUUAAUUCCCUCAAGGACUGUGAUAAAAAUAAAAAAUAUAUUUAUUAGCAUCGCCAGGUGGUUUGCUUGCAAUAAGUGUACACUUUGAUGUCUGGAGAGGUAUACUUGGAAAUACUAAAAUAGUUUAGUCUUGAAAGAGUGGUUCCAAGUAUAGCAUUUUGGCAGCUCAAGUGAUUUGUAUUUGGUGAUGAUAUCAUUGAGUUGCUAUACCACAGUUCCUUUCAGAGUUAAAAUAUUUUACAAAUAUCAGAUACAUACAUAAGAUCAACAGAUAUUUUGUGGUUCUUCUGUUGUACAUCCACUAUGCCUUUAAUCUGGUCACUUCUUUAUCAAAACUUCUUAAAAGUAAGCAGAAAUAAUAUAUUUAAGUAUAUUGUGGUUCUACGAACCCUUAACAUUUUGAACUUGAGGUCACACAAGUUCUUCAAAGAACCAUACUAUUUAAAAGCUAAAUGAGAUAUGUGUUACUUCCUUUUUUUGUCAUUCAAAUAUUUAGUUACGUUAUACUGGUUUCUUGCAUAACCAAAUGGCUGCUCCCUGUCAUUAUUUUGUGGUUACACAUUGUGAUUUAAAGAGUGCUGUAAUGACUAUGUUUUUAUUUUUCUAAUUUCGUUUUGGCAAGAAAUAUAUUUUUGAAUAUUCUUUAGUUCAGACCCACCAAUUAUUUGGUUGGUUAUUUUGUAGUACUCAUAGCUUUAUAAAUAUGGACCUUUAUAAACCAUCAUAGAGUUUUUCCUCCUUGUUAAAUCACCAUCGAAUUUCCAACUUAUGCAGUAGAAAACAAAGAACCGAUUUUAAGUUUUCAUUUACACCGAAAAAUAAAAGGCAGAACAAAAAUAAGCUGUAUCCCACCAGUUUGACAAAGUAAAGAAUUAUCCAUAUCUUUAUUUAAACAUAAUUUUAUGCUGUAUAUCAUACAAGCUCAAUGAUUUUUGUGUUCAAGUCUAAAUCCCCCUUUAUAUUAAUCAGUUAUUAUUAAUAACUACCAUUGAUUUUGGUGUGCUCCAAUUUUGGUCCCUUCCACGUUUAUUUUGAAGUUGGUGCUUGUAUUUGUAGGAUUUUUUGUGAGCGUGCAAUACACUUUGCUGAUUGGGCAGAGCUUACUUUACAACGUUUCAUACUAAGGGAAUUUCCUUCUAUUUUUAAAUUGUUUUAUCUUUAGGUCACAAUGCGUGCUGAUAUCGUGUAAAAUGUUUUUAACUUUAAAAAGUCAAAGAAAUGGGAAGUAAAACAAAAUCUAACAAAUUCUAACAAAGAUAUGAACCUCCUUGUAGUGGGAUGACUCACUACUAGGAACCAAAUGCAGAAAGAAAGAAAAUCUUAAAAGUAGCUAAGCACAAACGAAUUAUGCUUACCAGAAUUAGCUUACCGGUAACUGUCACAGACCCAGGACUCCACCCAAGUAUAGACCUUCAGGAUUACACCCGGCCCCUUGACACACACACCCACACACCCCCACACGCACACAUAUUUUUAAAACGGCCGGAAGUUGGUGGCGAGGUCGUAAAAUUUAUUACAAAUCUACAAACCCUACAAAUCUAUUUGGAAAAGUUUCCGUAUGGCCCCACCACUUUUUCAUUCGAUAUGAAAUAAUAUAGUGUCUAAUUUACCUCAAUGAGAUAUCCCUUUUUGUAAAAAUGAGUGAAAAAGUGGUGGCGCCAUACGGAAAGUUAUCCAUCUAUUUACAUAUUAUUAGCUUCUACAAUAUUUACAAGGUACAUGUCCCUUUAACAUUACUUUGUGACUCUCUGUCUUGAUAAGGGGGGGGGGGUGUCCUGUCCUUCACAUCCAAGUACGUAGUAUAUUCACUCGCGGUGAGAAUCCUGGCUUUCUUGAAGUUCUGCUCAAUACCAAUCGCUACAUAUAAAAUAUUUAUCAGCAAGAGACACACUUCAAUCAAAUCAUUGUUGGUUGAACUCUCACUGGUUCUCACUGCCAAAGGCUGGCUUUGCCCUUUCUCCUAAGGCUCGCAAUUUAAAUCUUUGAGGCUGGAUUCACACCCUCUCCUCAAGAAGCUCUGAUGUCGAAUGCCAACAAAUUAUACCCUUUUCCCAUAGGGUCUACACACCCUCCCAUACCAGAAAAGAAUCUGAGGAAUUUUAUUUGUAUUCCCCUUAACUUUUUAUCCAUGCCUGCUCAAGCCUGCUCAUGAAUAUUCAGUGUUCAAAAAUAACCCAUAACUUACCAAUCAAAACCGAAGUUGAAGUCACAUUACUUCUUUGCAUAAAAUAAGAUGGCUCACCAAGUUUAAGGAAUUUUGGGCGCGGUUUGGCCACUCAACAUAAAAACUAGUUAUCUUACAAGAACAAAUUUAAAGUACUAUUCAUGCACUCUGGCCAUACACAAAUUAUAUUAUGUUACUCUAGUACCAUAAGAUCUGGAGUAAUUUCGCGAACUUAUUUCACUCUGUGACAGUAAAAGUGCUUACAUGCGUGCACGUUUCUAUUGUUUUAAAUCAAAGAUGUCAGCCAGUUAUUUUGAAACUAACUGCACUUCCAGUAUGGGAUUAAACCAGGGCACAUUUUCAAAGUGCUAGUUACACACAAAAAGAUGCUUAGCAAAACAAAAUUACGCUUACCAGAAUACGAUUACCAUAAAUAUUGUGCUACAGUUGGUUAUCUGCUUAUUUGGUGCUAAUUUUUUUUGCCCACCAGUUUUUAAUCUGUACCCCUAUGUUGCUCACUAAACCCGUUUUUUAAUUUUUUUAUUUCAUUUUUAAUAUAAACAUGAAUAGGUUUAUAGCUCAAGGUUGUGUUUCUAAAAACAAAAACAUAGUGACAGUUUUACCAUUGAGGAACCUCCAUGGUUUUACAACCUCCUUCCUUAUAUUUAUGAGCUGAGUAUCCUCUAUCACAAGGGGACGCUACUGGAGGCCAAAGAAGGAUUUUUUUUUUUUUUGGGGGGGGGGGGUGGAUAAUUUUAUGGUUUUCAUGAUUUUUGUUUUGUUGUGAGUUUGUUUUUAAAUGAAAGUUAUUUUCUUCAUGAUUUAUUGUGCUGUUUCUCACCAACUAAGUCACAUUGAUUAUUUUAACAAUUCUACUUUUUUUUUAAACUAAAAUAUGUAGCAGACUUUUUAAAUGUAAUGUUAUUUCAAAACCAGUUGCUUGAAGGGAAGCACUGAGACUUUUUAUGGAAAUGAAAUGCAGUAUUUCAACUGUUUUUCAAUGUUAUGGAUUGAAGUAAAACAAGAUCUUGGUAAACCUCUGAGAAUUUUUUAUUUUUUAUCCGUCAGUUUCAAUCUUUACUAGCAAAAUACGAAUACUUAUUUUUGUUCUCCUAAACAGUUUAUAUAAAAUGUAGUUUGUCCUAUGUCAGUGUGAUUGAGUUCUAUAAAUUGUUGUUAUUUCUUUUGCCAAUUGUUUGUGUGUAAAGAUACUCUCAUAAUGUGGCGAACGAUAUUAAAGAUAGGAAUUUUUCGGUAA
Molecule: messenger RNA, 9265 nt
Organism: Asterias rubens (European starfish)
Lineage: Eukaryota; Metazoa; Echinodermata; Asteroidea; Forcipulatida; Asteriidae
Exons: 22
Coding region: 960-4853 (1297 amino acids)
Biological process (GO): heparan sulfate proteoglycan biosynthetic process; chondroitin sulfate proteoglycan biosynthetic process
Cellular component (GO): membrane
Molecular function (GO): protein xylosyltransferase activity
Source: RefSeq, a predicted model, not a curated record